AUGGCAUCUUUUGUAUCUAGCAUCCGUCCCGUCGUCUUUCUCUACGCGGCGUCAUGCCUCGCGCAACACCUAGACGACGACGACGACGAUGACAAUGACACCCCCGUCCCGGGAGUUUUCCCGCGAGCCUUCGUCGUCGCCAUGGCGGUGGCCAUCGUCGGCGUCGUGCUGCUGCUCGCGCUAGUCUGCGCUCUGGCCCACUCCUGGCAGCACAUCCUCGGCCGGCGCGGGCGGGUGACGUCCCUCGGGGCUGCCCGAGCGCUGGCUCGACCCGGCUUUCGAGUGGCCGUACCAGCUUCCGCACCAGCUGCGCCCGCUAUCAAGGAGCAGCUACAACAACGGCAAUCACUACUACUACUACAGGCGGUCGAGGAGGAAGAGGAAGAACAAGAAUAA
This is a messenger RNA of Daldinia caldariorum, 396 nucleotides long. RefSeq lists its product as uncharacterized. Bases 1 to 396 code for a protein of 131 amino acids. The record is from RefSeq and is a predicted model, not a curated record. The transcript has a single exon. Lineage: Eukaryota; Fungi; Ascomycota; Sordariomycetes; Xylariales; Hypoxylaceae.